AUGCCCCACGAAAGGUUAACCGAUAUCUUUGACGUCUCCAGGUUAACACUCAAGUACCCAUGGCUGGACUAUCGGAACAGGACCAAAGAAUUCCGAAAAGCCGUGGCUCCUGUCCACCUGCCCUUGUCCUGCCACCAGGUGUCAAAGGAAGUGUAUCCCCCAAGUCCAGAGUGCUGGAGACAGUACUGCAAGACCUUGAAUGUGCUCCCUUACUGCUACUCUGAGACACCAGAGACUGCCAUGUUCUGGAACAUGCUGCAUGACGAGAAAGAGAAAGGGGAGACCCAAAGGAUGCUACGGAAAAUGAAAGAGCGGCGAAAGAGUUGUGAUUUCUUACCUAGGUACCCCCAAAAGGACACUCACAUCCAAGACUUCUAUCUCCCCAUGAGCAAGCUGACUGCAAAACCUCGGAUGGCACCCAGGCUUUUAGAGCCUGCCAGCAACUCUCUGAAGUGGCAAAGACUAAAGGAACUCUCAAAAAGCCUGAAAUCUCCCCAGGAGGAUGAGCAGGUGUAUGCAGCACAGGCUCUAGGGUACCUGGGCAACAGUGACAAGUUCAUCAUGGACGCACUGUGGCAGGUGGCCCAAACUGGUUCGGAGAAAGUGAAGUAUGAGGCCUACCGAACCCUGGCCAUCUUGGGUUGCCUGAAUAAGCACGUAAUCUGUGCCCUCAUUAAACACCUUAAGGGGCAAGAUAAGGGUAGAAGGAUGGAGACUCUUACUGGGCUGCGAGUGGCUCUGAACUCCUGGGCUGCUGUUCCUGAAGACAAGAGGACCAAAGUUGGAGAUGAAGAAAAACUGGUGCUUGUGCUGCAGACACUGAUAAAGAAGUUGUUAAAUGAAGCAGCCCUGGAGGCAGCCUUGUGCUUGGGUUUCCUGAGACCCUGCAGCAACCUGGCACAAGAGUUCUUGCUGAAGUGCCUGUGCCAAGGGCCCAAGACACAGCAGAUGAAGGCACUUAGGAUGCUGGUCAAGAAGAUGCAUGUUCAUUCAGCUGCAGUCAUCAGGUCCAUUCUAGACCAACUGUGCUCUUCCCAUGUCCUUGAUGACCGCUAUGAAGCCAUCCAGAUGCUCCGGACCAUUGGGCUGGAACAGAUCCAGGCACAGGGUCUAGAGGAGCUCACCUUUGACCUUCUCAGGAAGAAGACACAUAACGAACCCUUUCUUGCUAUGAGGCAGGCUGUGGUGAGAAUUGUGGAGGAGCUCAGGAUGAAGCCUAUGAUGAUGGAAGUAGUGGAAGAGCAACUGAUGAGCCCUAAUGCAACUGCACGCCAGGAAGCCAUCACCUCUUUGGGUGUUCUAGGGGUCCGCAGCACGCAAGUAUUCCACCUGCUCCUGGACAUGCUAGACGUAGAAGAGAACCAGGCUGUGAAGAAAAGUCUACAAGAAACCCUCAUCCUUUGGUCCUCAACUGAUCCUUGGAUCCAAAGCAAGCUGAAGGACAAGAUAUUCUUUGUAUAUGAGGCACCUAAGAUCAGUGUGGAGGAAGCACCGAUAAGAUUCCGUGAGAAGCCUGAGACCCCAGAAAAGUUAAAUAUCCAAGACUUCCACCUUGUUCAGCUAAAUCCCUUGUUCAUCACAAGGUCCUGCACCAAAAGGGACAAAAAGAAAAGGAUGCCUGUCUUCCUGUCCUGUUUCCAUCAGGAACCCCAGAUGCAGCCUUUGGGAAACUGGCAAUCAAAGAUUAGAAACAAGACCUGCAGUCUUUCUGGUACUUUCAAAUGUCAGCCCUCUGGGCAUACCCCCUCUCCCUGA
Molecule: messenger RNA, 1755 nt
Organism: Ochotona curzoniae (black-lipped pika)
Lineage: Eukaryota; Metazoa; Chordata; Mammalia; Lagomorpha; Ochotonidae
Gene: HEATR9
Product: HEAT repeat containing 9
Exons: 15
Coding region: 1-1755 (584 amino acids)
Source: RefSeq, a predicted model, not a curated record